Molecule: messenger RNA, 2429 nt
Organism: Cylicocyclus nassatus
Lineage: Eukaryota; Metazoa; Nematoda; Chromadorea; Rhabditida; Strongylidae
Source: the annotation of a GenBank genome assembly
AUGAACGACAUAGAUCUAAGCCGUGCGGAACCUGGAGAUCUAGUUUUUCUGGCUAAAAACGAAACUUCGUGCGAUUUUGAGCGAGCAGUUACUGAUGUGGCCUCUUCGCCCUACUAUCAUGUGGGCAUUAUAGCUCGGGAUAGGCGAAUUGUGCACGCUUUACCUCGCGGAGUACUGCAUCAAAGUUUGGACGAGAUCCUGGCUGACGCUGAGCCUGAUCGAAUUGAAAUUGUGCAUGUAAACACGUACGGGACCGCAAAAACCAAGGCAGCAGCCUAUGCAGAGGGAAAAGUUGGCAUGCCUUACAACGAUAUUUUCGCGCCCGAUUGUAUAAACUCUGAUGGCGUAGAGUCGUAUUACUGUAGCCAACUUGUUACCGAAGCUUAUCUCGAUGAAAUUGAAUUCCCCGAGCAUAAGCUAAAUUUCAAAGAUGAGCAUGGCCACAUGUUGGAUUAUUGGGUGCAGUACUUCGAAGAAAGAGGCAAACAUAUUCCACAAGAUGAACCCGGCUCUCAUCCAGCAUCCAUACGUAGGGCCGCGCAGCUUGAAAUGCGAUUGACGCGACAUCUCCAGAAGUAUAUGCUAGAUGCCAAGAAUAUUGUCGAUACUCUUCAUUUUGUUGGUGGAGCCCGAGUGAAUCUGAAUGCAGGGCAGACUUUCGAUGUCGUCGAGCCAAGAAGUGGGAAAGUCAUGGCAAAAUGUCAUGCUGCCACUGCCGAUGAGGUGACAAAUGCGGUACAAACUGCUCACAAAACUCUACCAAAGUGGGCUGGUAAGACCUGGCUGGAGCGAGGAGACGUUCUACGAAAUACAGCUGAGCUGUUGGGAAAACACUGUGAAGAAAUUGCUCACUGGGAGUGCAUUGACAAUGGCAAACCGAUCACGGAGGCUCGAAUGGAUGUACUCAGCUGCAUCGAAACCUUCAAGUAUUAUGCUGGAGCAGGUCAAUCACUUGUUGGACAGCAUAUCUCGCUUGGCAACGAUCGAUUUGCGUACACGAAAAGAGAACCACUCGGAGUUGUAGGAUGCAUAGGAGCAUGGAAUUACCCGAUCCAGACUUGCACCUGGAAGGUGGCUCCAGCGCUAGCCUGUGGAAAUACCGUAGUCUACAAGCCAAGUCCUCUCGCUCCAGUUUCUGCAACCUUGCUCGGUCAAAUACUUCACAUGGCUGGACUACCAGCUGGAGCUUAUAACGUUGUACAGGGUGAUGUGGAUACCGGAACGGCACUUAUACGAAAUCCCUUGGUAAAGAAGGUUUCUUUCACGGGAAGUGUUGCCACAGGAAAGAAGAUCAUGCAAAAUUGUGCAGCUCGGAAUGUGAAACCGGUGACAUUGGAAUUGGGAGGAAAAGCGUCGUUGAUCAUUUUUGAGGAUGCAGAUGUUGAUUCAGCUGUUUCCGGUGCAAUGAUGGCCAAUUUCUUCAGUCAAGGGCAAGUGUGCAGCAAUGCUAGCAAGGUGCUGGUACAACGAAAGUUAGUCGAUGAAUUCGUCUCGAAGCUACGUGAGAAGACAACUGCUAUGCGCGUUGGCGAUCCACUUGACGAAAGUACCAAGGUUGGCGCGAGUAUCUCAAGACAACAUCUGGAAAAAGUGAAAAAUUAUAUACAGGGUGCGAUCGCAGCCGGCGCGAAAUUGGUUUGUGGGGGCAGCGAAGUCCCAGUCCGCGGCCUUGAGGAUGGCUUCUAUCUAUCCCCAUGCAUUCUCACGGACAUCCGCAAGGACAUGGUUGUCUACAAUGAGGAGAUUUUCGGCGCUGUGCUUCUUGUAAUCCCCUUCGAUACGGAAGAUGAGGCUGUAGAUAUUGCUAAUGAUACGACGAUGGGUCUUGCUGGAGGCGUAUUUACCAAAGACUUGGCUCGUGCCUAUCGUGUGAUUGAUCGACUACACGCUGGAGCGUGUUUUGUAAACACUUUCAACGACGUUUCUCCGUUCGUUCCCUUCGGCGGUUACGGCGACUCUGGUUUCGGACGGGAAAACGGUACAGCUGUCCUCGAUCACUACACUCAGAUCAAGUCUGUCAUCGUCUCAACAGCUACAACAUUGCCGAAUCCAUUCUAAUUUCAUGGAACGCGGGUUUAUUAGUCAUAUAUAUUCUCCAGCUUUUAUCAGUCAUAUAUAUAUUUCAAGCUAAGCGGCAUGCUAUAUAGAUGCUGAGAGGCCCCAAGCAUACUUCACGCGAUUUCAGUCCCCCUGCCUCUGGCAGUUUGCCAGAUGUCUUUGAAUCCAAUCGCAGACUACAAAUGCAUAGUGUACAGUCUUUUUCAACCCGGAGUAGGCGAAGCAUUCCAAGAGUGGAGUAGCGCGUCCGCACCGCCACUGGCUCAGAAGGACAGAAUGAAGAGACGCAGACUGCAAAGCGGUGCGAUUCUUUGCGAAGCGGACCCGCCAGUCCAAUUUACGCCUAAACUAUUUUGAAACUUACUAUAUAU